CGUUGCGCCGGUUGGGGAGGAUGGAAAAGGCUCCGCGCUGCGGGGUGGCCGUGGUGCUUGGUCGGGACUCCCCAAUCCCUGCUCCCCAUUGCCCUCAUGGCCCAACUCUUCUAUUUGCAAAGAUUCUUCAAGGGAAAGAAGGGAGAAGAUUUUAUGCUUGUUCUGCGUGUAGAGAAAGAAAAGACUGUAACUUUUUUCAGUGGGAAAAUGAAAAGGUGUCAGAAGCUAGACUUUCAGCACGGGAAAAAUACAACCAAAGUCACCGUCCCUCUUUCUCACAUGCAGACAAUGUGGAAAGGUACAAGGAGUUUGUCACCUUGCCGCUAUCGGAAAGAAAGUUUUGCAGAGAAUGCCAACAGCUGCUCUUACCACCGGAGUGGGGAAGACACUAUGGCCAUCAGGUGCUCAACAGUGUCUCUCUUGCCCAGCUAAAAAGACCUAGCCAACUCCUCAGCCCUCUGGAGAAUAAGAAGACAAAUGCACAAUAUCUGUUUACUGAUAGAAGUUGUCGGUUCUUGCUGGAUCUAAUUGUUGCGCAGGGAUUCAAAAGGGUGCUUUGUGUUGGCACCCCAAGGCUUCACGAGUUGAUCAAAUCCCAAGCAUCAAAUGAACAGAAGAUCUCCGUUAAGAGCCUCUUGUUAGAUAUUGAUUUCAGGUAUUCCCAGUUUUAUACAGAAGAAGACUUCUGCCACUAUAACAUGUUUAACCAUUACUUCUUUGCUGGAGAGGCAGCUUAUGAAAUAUGUCAGAAAUUCUUGCAACAAGAUGAAGGCAAAGAUGUCGUCAUGGUGGCUGAUCCUCCGUUUGGAGGCUUGGUUGAAGCAUUGGCUUUUAGUUUCAAAAAGCUGGUUGCAAUGUGGAGGCAAACUGGAGGUGAAGAUCCUGACAGCAAUACGUUACCUAUACUUUGGAUAUUUCCAUACUUCUUUGAGUCACGCAUUCUUGAAUUUUUCCCAAAUUUCUGUAUGUUGGAUUAUCAGGUGGACUAUGACAAUCAUGCCCUCUAUAAGCAUGGGAAGACCGGUCGCAAACAGUCUCCCGUCCGUAUGUUUACCAACCUUUCACCACAAUUAAUAGCGCUUCCUGUAGAAGAAGGAUACAGGUUUUGCCCUGUCUGCCAGCGCUACGUCAGCUUAGACAACCAACACUGUGAAGCCUGCAAUUCAUGUACAUCCAAAGAUGGGAGACGGUGGACACAUUGUUAUCUGUGCAAAAAAUGCGUAAAACCCUCAUGGAUUCACUGCAGCGUUUGCGAUCGCUGUGCUCUUCCUAGUCACUCCUGUAAGGACACUGAUGCGGGAUGCUUUAUUUGUGGAGCAAGAGACCAUAAACGCAACACUUGCCCUAAUCUGCACGUGGCUAAGAGAAGUUACCAAGGUGCCCAAAAGGCAAGGCAAAAGAAGAACAAGGCAAAAGCGAAAGUUAUGAAGAAAACUGGUGGAAAGAAGGCAAGAACUUCAAGACAAAGAAAGAGCAAGAAAUAGAAAAGUGCACCCAAUUUCAGUGUUCGCAGCGUUCCUCCAUCCACAGUUUGCCGGAUAUUCAUCUGGGUAUUGACAAUUGGACUGAAUGGCAACAUUGAAUAGUAAAUGAAAAUGUCACAAAUUUAGGUUCAACAAAACAGGCUAGCCAAACUCCUGCUGAACAUAUGUGAAAAGCCAGCCAAUAUUAUAAACUCUUCAAUAUAAUGCAGACAUGCUUUGAAGAAUGCAAAACCAAUGGGAUUUAUUUUAUAAAUGUUAAUAUAUUUUUUGUAAAAAGAAAAAAGAACUGACUCGCUAAUGA
This is a messenger RNA of Elgaria multicarinata webbii, 1785 nucleotides long. RefSeq names its product zinc finger CCHC-type containing 4 (gene ZCCHC4). Bases 21 to 1484 code for a protein of 487 amino acids. Gene Ontology annotation, biological process: rRNA methylation. Gene Ontology annotation, molecular function: zinc ion binding; nucleic acid binding; rRNA (adenine-N6-)-methyltransferase activity. The record is from RefSeq and is a predicted model, not a curated record. The transcript has 13 exons. NCBI's taxonomy places the organism in Eukaryota, Metazoa, Chordata, Lepidosauria, Squamata, Anguidae. Gene Ontology annotation, cellular component: nucleolus; cytoplasm.